Messenger RNA from Didymodactylos carnosus, 2477 nucleotides. The record is from the annotation of a GenBank genome assembly. NCBI's taxonomy places the organism in Eukaryota, Metazoa, Rotifera, Eurotatoria, Philodinida, Philodinidae.
AGAACUAAAAUGUUUUUUGUACGUAGAAACUUUUCGUACAUUUAUAAGAGUUGAUUGUCCGGCACUAUUUGUUCUUAAGACGAAACAUAAUUUAAUUCUUUGUUCUUAUAAUUAUAAAUAAAAAUAGCAAGACACUUAAAUGCUGGGAAUUAUAUUGGUUGAGAUUGUCGAAUAUAUUAGGAAAAAAUCCAAGGACAGUUAAAUUCACUAUCAAAAAGUCAUAUCUCUCUCUUGUAGGUAUACGACCAAAGAAGAAACAUUAGCCUUUUCUCAUCUUGAAAAUUGAUUCCUUAUUUUCUCGUAGGUCAAUAUCCAGAUGGGAUUAAAUAAAAGAAAAUACUCUGAUGAGCUAUCAGAAAAUGGACUACACUGUUAAAAAUUUGUGUUCUUCAAAAAACAAAAAAAAGGAUCUUCAUUUGUCCCUUAUAGAGAUCAUAUAUGUGUUCUCCGAAGAUUUACAGAACUAGAAUUUUCAGUUUUCUGAAGAAUAAAAUCUUUGUUCUUUAAGUUUUUUGAUCUCUAUAGGUGACAAAUUAUCAAGGGGGAAAAAGCAGUUUUUAUGGAUAGCACUUUCUAGCACCUUUCAGCACUUAAAAAAUCAAGGUGGCGGAUAAGGCUGUGUAUUCAAAUCCUACGAUUUUCUUUGUUUUUUUCAUCCUUUUCCUUUAACAAAGUGGAAAAAGUUCUUGAACUUCAAUAAAAAAAUACACAUUCUUUAUUCUUGUUAUCCAGAUUCAAUGACAUGUUUCAGUCUAUCACUGGAUGAAUGUGUUUUAUUGUCUGUUGGCAGUCAAUACGCUGAUUGCUUGUGUAAGUAUUUCCAUUUGUCGCCAAUCUUGACAUGAAAAUAAGAACUUGAUCGCUUUAAAUUGAUUUUGCCGAACACCCGGAUACCAGAAAAUGUCGCUCUUUGUGUUUGAGAUAAAUCUCUCGAUAAAACAUAUUCAUCAUCGUCUUCAUUUGACAAAUUAUCUUCACUAUAAUGAUCUUGAUCAUCUGUUUCGUCGUCCCACAAUUAUCCACUAAAUCUUCUUCGUCUUCAUCUUCUGAACUGGAGUUUUCUAUUUCAGAGCCACUCGCUCCGAUAUCGUCUAUUGUUUUUGAAUAUCUUUGAUCAUUGGAUUUUUUGACUUUUAGAGAAUAUACUGAGAACAUCUACCCUUGUUGCCUCGACGUCCUUGACUGCAACAGAAAAGGUAGAUCAAGCAUUUUCUGAAGAAUAAAACUGAAAUCGAUUCUCUAUUUUCAAAGACAUUUCUUUUAAAUUCACAAAAAAAGAUGAAUACAGAUUCUGUAUGAAAAAAGUAAUGGAAAUCCAACGAGAACAAAACAAAAAGGUGAAGUCCGCAUAAGAACGGAAAUCGCCCCACUAACAAUAACCGCUCCAAUCGAUCCAAACCUCAUCAGAAUCACAUACAAUUAUGAUAUUCGAUGAUUUCGACCCCCUUUUUCUAUGAAACUAAAGAGGAUGUCUAAUCAUUCAUAUAUCAUUCGACGGGCCAUGAAAAGCUCUACAAUAUGUGUUAAUAAGAAGCUUAACGAAGUGGGGCAGCAUGUUUUAUAAAUUUAAUACUUUGCCGCUUGAACCGAAGAGAACGUGUGCACGUGUUCUGCGUUAAUAAUUUUUGCGAAAGAUAUGUGAGACACGUGUUUUAUACGUUGCUAAAGUUUCGUUUAUUCGUUUUUUUAACUUUUUAACAGCUGAUUUCACAUUUCAGCUGAUAUCGCUAUGCAGCUGAUUUUGAUUUCACGUUUGUUUGUGUAGGUGCAAUAUAUGCACGAAAAUAAAAACAUGCUUGAAGUAAAAAUAGGAAAGUUAAAAGUAGUUUUUUCUCUGUGUUGUAGUCUAAAUAAAAGAGAAAUUGUGCCUUUUUGGGUGGUGAGUUUUUGAAUUAUAAACGAUGCAUAUUAAAUGUGUUGAAUGUUAUCGAAAGUUAGACGAUAAUUAUCGAAAUAGAAUUUCUUGUAAUCUCUUGCAAUUAUUUAUUUCUUCUCGUACGUUGAAACGAAUAUGUGUGGGUGAUUCUAUCUGCAAAGGUUGUCGGUCAAAAUACGAUAAAUGGGUUAAAAAGACCAAGAAUGAUUUUAAGAGCUUUACUCAAGAGGCUCAAGCUAAUGUCGAUAUUGCUAAUGAUCAAAAUGAUUCCGAAACUAUGGAGAUUCAUCAUACUAAUAGUUCAAUGGAGUUGUCCAAUAGUAGUGAUGGUCAGAUAACUGUCUCAAGUUCUGUGCAAAUUCCUGUUCAGAGAGUAAUCAAAUCGCACAGGAGUUUAACAUUUGAAGCAUAUCAACAAAUAUCUGGGCCUAUAUCCGACGUCAUAACAUACACAUCAAGUGAUGUUUUACAAUUGCUUCAUGAUUUUCGCAAAGUUUCAGCCGUGAUGCAAAAGAACGCACUUGAUUUUGACGAUCCCUCUUCUUUGAGUGAUACUGCUUAUUACAAUCUAACAGGUUUAAAGAAAAGUCAGUAUGAUUAG